UGUUAUUUGAAGAAAAUGUUUGAGACAUUUAUUUUCAUCUGUUUGUGCUCAUGGAGUCUGGCUGGUGUGUUUGGUGUUGAUGAAGUGAAGUCCGUGUCGGUGAUGGAGGGAGAUUCUGUCACUCUAAACACUGAUGAUACUGAUAUACAGAGAAAUGAUCAGAUACUGUGGAGAUUUGGACACAACAACAUUCUCAUCGCUCAAAUCAACAGAAAGAACAAUAAGAGCAAGUGUCAUUAUAAUAAUGCUGCUGGGAGAUUCAGAGACAGACUGCAGCUGGAUCAUCAGACUGGAUCUCUGAGCAUCACAAACACCACAACCACAGACUCUGGACUUUAUAAAGUAACCAGCAGCAGAACAGAGACGCCGCUCAGCACAUUCAAUCUUACUGUCUAUGCUCAUUUGCCUGUUCCUGUCGUCAGCAGAGAUUGUGCUUCAUCAUCAUCAUCAUCACAGCAGAAUUGUUCACUGGUGUGUUCAGUGGUGAAUGUGGGUCAUGUGACUCUCUCCUGGUACAAAGGAAACAGUUUAUUGUCCAGCAUCAGUGUGUCUGAUCUCAGCAUCAGUCUCUCUCUACCUCUGGAGGUGGAAUAUCAGGAUAAAAACAGCUACAGCUGUGUGCUCAACAAUCCCAUCAGCAACCAAACUCAACAUCUGGACAUCACUCAACUCUGUCACACAUGUGAAGACAACAUCCACUGUUGUAGUUUCACUGAAGCUGUGAUCCGAUUGGUUCUCUCUGCUUUGUUGGGCGUGGCUACAGUUGCUGUGCUGGUUUAUGACAUCAGAUCAACACGAAGUGAACUGAUCAGAACAGAAGAGACUAAACAUUACCAUCAGACUCUUGUCAAAUCAGACCAACAUUAUGAAUUGAGCAGAAGGAUGAGUUCCAUAUAUGUCCAGAUAUAAAGCAAAACAUCAACUGAUGCUGUGCACCUUUCCUGUUCCUUGCACAGCUAUUAUAAGCUCUCGGUAUCCUUGAAAUGAAUA
Sinocyclocheilus rhinocerous is the source of this 990-nucleotide messenger RNA. Its product is annotated as SLAM family member 5-like. The transcript is spliced from 4 exons. The coding region runs from base 16 to 909 and encodes 297 amino acids. Lineage: Eukaryota; Metazoa; Chordata; Actinopteri; Cypriniformes; Cyprinidae. The record is from RefSeq and is a predicted model, not a curated record.